Molecule: messenger RNA, 4573 nt
Organism: Cornus florida
Lineage: Eukaryota; Viridiplantae; Streptophyta; Magnoliopsida; Cornales; Cornaceae
Product: LRR receptor-like serine/threonine-protein kinase GHR1
Exons: 4
Coding region: 991-4188 (1065 amino acids)
Biological process (GO): protein phosphorylation
Molecular function (GO): protein kinase activity; protein binding; ATP binding
Source: RefSeq, a predicted model, not a curated record
CCUCCUAUUUUAUACAAUUAGAUAUAUGAGUAUAUAUAUACACCCCCAUUACACACCAUGGUAACACGUAAGACUAGUCAAAGGGCAAAUGUGGGUUCGCUCCAAGCUGGGCUGAUCCUGUCCGCCCAGACUUCAUGAGUUGUAAAAUCUGACUACUCCCCCCAAAAAUCUUUCCUAGAUUUAACAAAUCAUUUCACGUCCACUAUGAAAUUCCCUUCUUUGGCGGGUAAAGCUCAUUUACCGGCAAAAACUUGCAAAAACCACAUUAGUUCCCGCUUUUUCUCUCUGUUAUUUGCAGACUCUGCUUAAAAUAAUCAUGAAGAACCCUCAAAAGAAUGGACAAAAAUUAGGGUUUCUUUAGGUGUUCAUCGAAACAAACAAAAAGAACAAGUUAGGGUUUGUUGGGUCUCAUGUCUUCUAUCACCAGAGAGAGAAAGAGGACGAGUUAAGAGAAGAGAGUAAUUUCCUUUUUGGGUUUGUUUCCUUUGUUAUUUAACAUGAGAGACUAGGGUUUUGUACUGUAACUGCCAGAAGUUUUUGGUCUUUCGGAAACUAAAUUGUUGUAAUUAAAGUUUCCAAAGCCAAAAACUUUUCUGGGUCCAUUGUAUUUAAUGCAUUGCACAUUUUCUUUUUAAUGCCUGAACGGUUUUGAGCUGUGUCACAGAAGGACCUGCAAAAUGAAGUUCAUGUGCUCUGCAAAUCUGUACUUUCAGAUUGUUCGAACUUCUAAUUUGUGCAACAGAGGCUUUGUUUGCUGUAAAGAUUGAUCUUUGAGAGGCUCAUUUUACCCAGAUUCGCUCUGUUCAUGUGGAGAUGGUGUGGGUUGCCAUUGGUCAUUUUAUUGAAGAAAAUGUUGUUGUGGCUGUUGAAUGGUGUGUGAGUCAACUGGGUUUCUUUGAAUAGGGGAUUUGAGGGCUUGAAAGAUUACUUUGGUUCUUGACAUUAAGCUUCUAUCAUAUUUGGGUGAAGCCAUUUUUUGGUGGUUUUAGUAUGAAUUGCUUUAGGAUUUUGGUGGUAUCCCUUUUUUUGGUCUCUGCCAUUGCACAGCUUCCUUCACCGGACAUCUUGGCACUGCUUGAAUUCAAGAAGGGGAUCGAGCGUGACCCCACGGGUUUUGUGCUUGGUUCUUGGAAUGAGGAGUCCAUCGACUUCAAUGGGUGCCCCUCCUCUUGGAAUGGGAUUGUGUGCAAUGGUGGAAAUGUUGCAGGGGUUGUCCUUAAUAAUCUGGGUUUGUCCGGGAAAGCUGAUUUGAGUGUGUUUUUGAACCUCACAAAGCUUGUGAAACUCUCCAUGUCCAACAAUUCGUUGACUGGAAAAGUUCCCAACAAUGUAGGUGGCCUCAAAAGCCUUGAGUAUCUGGAUAUUUCGGACAAUUUAUUCAUUUCAUCAUUACCAUCAGAUAUUGGUAAGUUGAGGAGCUUACAGAACCUCUCGUUGGCCGGAAACAACUUCUCUGGCUUUAUUCCAGAAUCAAUUUCAGGGCUUGCCUCUCUCCAGUCUUUGGACUUGAGUCGCAACUCCUUUUCUGGGUUACUGCCAUCAUCAUUGACUAAGUUGACGAGUUUGGUAUUUCUAAAUCUGUCUCUUAAUGCGUUCACAAAGAAAAUCCCAAAAGGCUUUGAGCUGAUGACAAAUCUUGAGGUGCUUGACUUGCACGGUAACAUGCUUGACGGAAAUCUAGAUGUGGAAUUCUUGCUUCUUUCAAGUGCCAUUCAUGUUGAUUUUAGUGGGAAUUUGCUAUUGAAUUCUGCAUCACAGCAGCAGAAAUUUCUACCGGGCAUUUCAGAGACUAUUAAGUAUCUAAAUCUUAGCCACAACCAGCUCAAAGGUUCACUGGUGAGUGGGGGUGAACAACAGAUAUUUGGGAACUUGAAGGUGUUGGAUUUAAGCUACAACCAGCUGUCUGGAGAAUUACCUGGAUUUAAUUUUGUCUAUGAGCUUCAGGUCCUCAAGCUCAGUAACAACAUGUUUUCUGGUUUGAUUCCUAAUGGCCUUCUGAAAGGGGAUUCUUUGGUUCUAACUGAAUUGGAUUUGAGCAGAAACAACCUUACAGGACCAAUAAGCAUGAUAACGUCAACUACUUUGAACAUCCUUAAUCUUUCCUCAAAUGGGCUUUCUGGUCAAUUGCCAUUGGUGACUGGAAGCUGUGCAGUACUUGAUCUGUCAAAAAACCAAUUCAGAGGAAAUUUAACCAGGUUAAAGGAUUGGGGUAACAUUGAAUUCCUCGAUCUCAGCCAGAACCGUUUAACAGGAUCCAUUCCUGAGGUAACUUCACAAUUUCUGCGUUUAAAUUACCUCAACCUCUCCCAUAAUUCCCUUAUUAGCACUCUCCCAACAGCGAUUUCACAAUUUCCUAAACUUUCAGUCCUUGAUAUCUGUUUCAACCAGUUAGAUGGACCUAUUUUAACUACUCUGCUAACAUCGCCCACAUUGCUAGAACUUCACCUCGGAAACAAUUUUCUUAUUGGAAGUAUUGAGUUCUCUGCUCCUCCCUCCAUUGAACCCAAUCUUCGGGUUCUUGAUCUUUCUCAUAACAGGCUUAGUGGCUAUUUUCCGGAUGGAUUUAGGUUAUUGAGUGACCUUCAAGUGCUCAGUCUAGCUGGCAAUAAUUUCUCUGGUUCUCUGCCAACUUCCAUGGCUGACAUGAGUUCCCUAAGUUCAUUAGAUAUCUCUCUGAAUCAUUUCACAAGUUCGUUACCAAGUAACUUUUCAAACCUUAUUCAAAGCUUUAAUGUGUCGUAUAACGAUCUAUCUGGGGUUGUCCCAGAGAAUCUAAGAAAGUUUCCACUAUCUUCUUUCUACCCUGGAAAUUCUGGAUUACAGUUUCCGAAUGGUCCUCCUGGACUGAGCCAUUCUCCACCUGGAAUUCCCAAGAGGAAACCAAUCAGGACUAUAGUCAAAGUGGCGGUGAUAAUUGCAUGUGUGCUUGCUAUCUUAAUUCUGAUCCUGCUUGCCACCUUCAUUCAUUACAUUCGCAUAUCAAGGAGAUCUCUUCCAGAGCACGCUUCAAACAAAGAUAUACACAGGCGGGCCCUACCAAAUCCUUCUGUCUUCAGGGGAAGGGACAGUGCUGGUGCUUUAGUUGUUUCCGCUGAGGAUCUUAUGACUUCACGGAAAGGAUCUUCAUCUGAGAUAAUAAGUCCUGAUGAGAAAAUGGCAUCCAUAACUGGCUUCUCCCCAACAAAGAACAGUCAAUUCUCUUGGUCACCAGAAUCUGGGCAGUCUUAUACUGCAGAAAACCUUGCGAGAUUGGAUGUUGUCAGGUCACCAGAUCAAUUGCCUGGUGAGCUGUAUUUUCUUGAUGAUACACUUUCAUUUACACCUGACGAACUAUCUAAAGCUCCAGCUGAAGUGUUGGGGAGAAGUAGUCACGGGACUUCAUACAGGGCUGUACUUGAUAAUGGUAUGUUCUUGACUGUGAAAUGGUUGAGAGAAGGGGUGGCAAAACAGAAAAAGGAUUUUGCUAAGGAAGCUAAGAAAUUUUCAAAUCUCAGGCAUCCGAAUGUCGUGGGAUUGAGAGGGUACUACUGGGGUCCCACACAGCAUGAGAAGCUCAUUCUUUCAGAUUACAUCUCACCCGGAAGUCUUGCAAGCUUUCUUUAUGAUCGUCCUGGAAGAAAGGGUCAACCAUUAUUCUGGGCCCAAAGGCUCAAAAUAGCAGUUGAUGUUGCACGUGGCCUGAAUUAUCUCCAUUUUGACCGUGCCAUUCCACAUGGCAACCUCAAAGCGACCAACAUACUCUUAGAUGGCCCUGAUCUUAAUGCCCGUGUUGCUGAUUACUGCCUUCAUCGCCUAAUGACUCAGGCUGGCACCAUUGAGCAGAUCCUUGAUACUGGCGUGUUAGGUUACCGUGCACCAGAGUUGGCUGCUUCCAAGAAGCCACAGCCCUCCUUCAAGUCUGAUGUUUAUGCAUUUGGAGUAAUUCUGUUGGAACUCUUGACUGGAAAAUGUGCUGGUGAUGUGGUUUCUGGUGAAGAUGGAGUGGUAGAUUUAGCGGAUUGGGUGCGGUUGAGAGUAACUGAAGGUCGUGGAUCAGACUGUUUUGAUGCUGCAUUGAUCCCAGAGAGGAGGAUUCCAGCAUCGGAGAAGGGAAUGAAGGAGGUCCUUGGGAUAGCACUGCGAUGUAUACGCUGUGUAUCUGAGAGGCCAGGUAUCAAGACUAUAUAUGAAGAUCUUUCCUCAAUAUGAUUUGUUGAUUUCAUUUUGCUGGGCUUUAGAUUUAUGUGGGAAUCAAGUAGUUCAUUGGCCUCCCUUUUAGAGUAGUUUAGUUUAGCAUCUAGUUUGAUGGGCUAAUUUUAUUAACCAAUGUUGUAAAGUUUGGGCAUAUUUCAGUGUAAACAAACUUUCACCCUUUGUUGACAAGCUUUGAUCAAUGCUUCAAAAUGGCUAUGACUGUCUAAAUUGUGUUUGGAGCUUGGCCAAGAAAAUGGUUGUUUCUUCAGAUAUAUCAUUCUCUUGGUAUUCCUUAUUGGUUGCAUAUUAGCAGAGCCUUCAGUUCAUCAACUAGAUGGGGAGCAUUCACCUCCUCAUUUCUAAUUAUUUUUUUUUUAUUAAAAAAAUAAUUAUUCCUCAA